AAAGAUUGCCAAAGACAAAAGAUUACCUAACGAAAUCGAACCGAAUCGCUUAAAUUUAAUAUCGCGGUGGCGAGUCUAAUUUGAUUACAAUGCAGACUAUAUAUAAUCCGUAUUCGUUCUUACCUUCAAACGUUAAAAUGAAGUACUUGUGCCUGCUCCUUUUGGCCACGUCGGUGUCUUGCCGCUUCACCGACGACUUCUACCAACUUUUGGCCAAGAAGAAUGCAAACAAGAAUCUCAUUUCCUCUCCCCUUUCGGUCGAAAUCGCACUGAGCAUGGCCUACAUGGGAGCCAGGGGACAGACAGCCCAAGAAAUGAGGCAAGUGUUGAAACUGCCCGAGGACAGAAAGGAAGUGGCAGCCAAAUACAAGGAUCUUCUGACUGGACUCGAAGGUCGCGAGAAGGUAGCCAUUCUUAGUCUAGCGAACCGCAUAUACGUGAACAAUUUGUUCGAGCUAGUACCAGAGUACAAUCAGAUAGUCAAGGAUUCCUUUAAGGCUGAGGCGGAGGCAAUCAGCGUUGCUGAUCCCAACAAAGCUGCUUCAAUUGUCAAUGAGUGGGUAGAUAAUCAGACCCUUGGUAAAAUCAGAGACAUAGUUAAACCCGGAAACAUGAAGAAUCUGGUUAUGGUCAUCUUAAAUGCCAUUUACUUUAAAGGCCAGUGGGCGUCUGAGUUUAAUCCCAAGCGUACAAAGAAGGUAGAUUUUCGCAUUUCGGAUCAAAAGAGUGUUCCUGUCGAGAUGAUGAGACAAUUGGGAUCAUUUAAGGCUGCACAUAUUAGCGAAUUAGGUGCCAAGGUUAUCGAGUUACCCUACAGCAAUUCAAGCCUUUACAUGGUCAUCUAUCUACCAGAUAGGAUCGAUGGACUACCGGAGUUGGAGAAAAAGAUCGCUGGAUUCUCCCUGAACCUUGAUCGCACUAAAGUGUCUUUAAGGCUGCCCAAGUUCAAAAUUGAAUACUUUGGUCUUUUGAACGAUCAACUUAUAGCGUUGGGCAUUCAAGAUGCGUUCCAAAGUUCGGCUGACUUCAAUGAUCUGGUGGCGAAGCGUGGGGUUCAUGUGGGGAGUGUCGUCCAUAAGGCGUUCAUAGAGGUUAAUGAAGAAGGUGCCGAAGCAGCGGGUGUAACAUCAAUAGAAUUUGUACCUUUGAGUUUUAGUCCGAUACGGCUAUUGGAUUUUAAUGUCGAUCAUCCAUUUGCAUAUGUCAUUCGCGAUGAAAAGACCAUUUAUUUUCAGGGUCACUUUGUAAACCCGGCAUGAUAAAAGGUAUUCUGUUAUAUCAAUAAUAAUAUAACCUUUUACAUGGAAA
Drosophila teissieri is the source of this 1308-nucleotide messenger RNA. RefSeq names its product serine protease inhibitor 42Dd-like. Bases 90 to 1259 code for a protein of 389 amino acids. The record is from RefSeq and is a predicted model, not a curated record. The transcript is spliced from 3 exons. Lineage: Eukaryota; Metazoa; Arthropoda; Insecta; Diptera; Drosophilidae. Gene Ontology annotation, molecular function: serine-type endopeptidase inhibitor activity.